Taeniopygia guttata (zebra finch) is the source of this 2649-nucleotide messenger RNA. NCBI's taxonomy places the organism in Eukaryota, Metazoa, Chordata, Aves, Passeriformes, Estrildidae. The record is from RefSeq and is a predicted model, not a curated record.
UGACCCCCCCCCCGCCGCAGGGCGAUGCUGCGGGCCCCGGGGCCGCUGGGGCCGCCCCCCGGCCGCCUCCUCCUGCCCGACGCCGCCGCCGCCGCCGCCGCCGCCGCCGCCGCGCUCCGGUUGCUGCCGCCGCUGCCCGCGAUGGAGCCGCUGCCCAAGGGGGCGUUGGGGGCUCUGACCAAACCGCGGCGCCCCGUGAUCGCCUGCAGCGUCUGCCAGAUCCGCUUCAACUCCGAGAGCCAGGCUGCUGCUCACUACCAGGGCAAUCGCCACGCUCGCCGCCUCAAGGGCCUCGAGGCCGCCCGGUCCCGCCAUGGGGGUGACCCCGGGGACCCCCCAGAGCCGCCCCCGACCGCGGCCCCCCCGGCCGGGGACCCCCCCGAGCGCGCAGCCCCCGCCCCCGCCGCCCCCGGCGCCCCCGGGCCCCCCUCGCCCCCCGCGCCGCCCCGGCCCGAGGAGGAGGAGGAGGAGGAGGAGGAGCGGGCGAAGGCCAAGCGGCUCCUGUACUGCGGCCUCUGCAAAGUGGCCGUGAACUCCCUGUCCCAGCUGGAGGCGCACAACCGAGGCACCAAGCACAAGACGCUGCUGGAGGCCCGCUCGGGGCUCGGCCCCAUCCGCGCCUUCCCGCGGGGGGGCGGCGGCGCGGGGCCCCCCCCGGCCGAGGGUCCCGAGCGCUGCUUCCACUGCCGCGUGUGCAACGUGCGCCUCAACUCCGAGCUGCAGCUCAAGCAGCACAUCUCCAGCCGCCGGCACCGGGACGGGGUCGCCGGGAAGCCGAACCCCCUCCUGGGGCGCCACAAAAAACCCCGGAGCCCCCCCGAGCUGGCGCCGCUGCCGUUCCCCAAGGAGCUGCCGAAGGCUCUGGCGGGGGGGGGGCUCCUGCCGCCCCCCUUGGCCCUCGCCGCCGCCGCCGCCGCCGCCAUCGCCGCCCCCCUGGCCCUGCGCCCCCCGGGACCCCCGGGACCCCCGGGACCCCCGGGACCCCCCCUGCUGCCCGGGCCCCCCCUGGCCCCCGCCCUGCUGCGGCCGGCGCCGGGACCCCUGCGGCCCGCGCACGCCCCCCUGCUCUUCUCCCCUUAUUGAGGGACAGUGACAGUGACAGUGACAGUCACACAGGGACAGUGACACAGUGACACUGACACAGGGACAGCCCCGGCCCCCUGCGCCCCGCGCACGCCCCCCUGCUCUUCUCCCCUUAUUGAGGGGACAUGGGGACAGGGACAUGGGGACAGGGACAUGGGGACAGGGACAUGGGGACAGGGACAUGGGGACAGCGUGGGGACAGUGACAGUGACACAGUGACAGUGACACAGUGACAGCCCCGACCCCCUGCGCCCUGCGCACGCCCCCCUGCUCUUCUCCCCUUAUUGAGGGGAUGGGGACAGUGACAGGGACAUGGGGACAGGGACAGUGACAGUGACACAGGGACAGGGACAUGGGGACAGUGACAGUCACACAGGGACACAGUGACAGUGACACAGGGACAGCCCCGGCCCCCUGCGCCCCGCGCACGCCCCCCUGCUCUUCUCCCCUUACUGAGGGGACAUGGGGACAUGGGGACAUGGGGACAGUGACACAGGGACAGUGACAGCCCCGGCCCCUGCGCCCCGCGCACGCCCCCCUGCUCUUCUCCCCAUAUUGAGGGGACAGGAACAGUGACAGUGACAUGGGGACACCCUGGGGACACCGGGACAGCAGCCAGCACCCGGCAACCUUCAGUGAGCAACUGCCCAGUGACGGUCACUCGGUGACGGUCACUCUGAUGGUCACUCUGAUGGUCACUCUGAUGGUCACUCGGUGAUGGUCAGUGGUCACUCUGGUCACUCUGGUCACUCUGACGUCACUCUGACGUCACUCCCCUGGCCAGUUGGUCCCCUGGCCACGCCCACCAUCCCCUCCCUGCCCGGCAACGGCCGUUUCCAUGGCAACCGCGGUCUCCAUGGCAACGGGGAUCUCCAUGGCAACCGCCUGCGACCAACCGGAGCAGCACUUGGGGUCUCCAUGGCAACCGCCCCGGCAACCGCCCCUGGCAACCGCCCCUGGCAACCGGCCCCGCCCCCGGCCCCGCCCCGGCUGUUCUCUCCUCCCCCCCGGCUGUUCUCUCCUCCCCCCCCCGGGCUCAGCGCUUUUUCUGUUGUUUUUAACUGGAAUUUGGGAAUUUUGGCAGGAAAACAACGAGCCCCUCCCCCCCCCCGGGACCCCCCCGGCCCCACUGCACAAACCCCGGGGACCGGGACCCCCCCGGGGUGGGGGAGGGGCCCGGGGGGGGUCCCCCAAACCCCCCCGGCACCUCAGGGAUCUGCUCAGCAAUCAGCGACGGCUCGAGGGAUGGACCCCCCCCUCCCCUCCCCCACCCACCGCGGGACCCCCCCCCACCCCGGGACCCCCCCCAAGCCAUGACCUCUUGCACUGAGGGCAGCGAGCCCCGCACACCCCCGGGGGGGCGCCAAAAAUCGCCCCCCCCCAUUCCUUUAACCCCCCCCCCCCCAUUCCGGGCCCGGCCCAUUGCAAUAAUUUGGGGAGGGGGGUCCGGGGCACCCCCCCUUGUAAAUAACGCCCCCCCUCACACACACACAUGGUACGGCCCCAUAAGCACUGUGCCCCCACCCCCAAAAAUCCUGCAACCCCAAAAAAACCUGCACACCCCCC